AUGUGCAGAGUUCCUCCCCCUCCACACGUCUCCGAGGCCGGUGUCUUUGAACCCGCCGCUCACACAAACGUCCACGUCACGGGAAGGUCACGCACACACGGGUCAAGGGGAGGCCGCCGUGCCGCUCCCUCAGGACCCAGGGCCAUAUAUGACGGGGACAGGGUCACGGCGGGGGGUCCCAUCUACUUGACUCCGGUGGGGGUUGUCCACAUUAUGCCUACAGCUGCUGCAGGAGACGGAGGAGUGAGUGUCUGCCUCAGAAUGAUCCAUCUUCGGGUGGACAGCUCCGGGGGCCCCUCCUGGUCCCAGCCGCAGCCACACUGCAGCAGCCAGAUGGGCUCCGUGUCCCCGUGUCCCCGUCCCCCCCAGACUCACUCACUCUGGGGCCUUGGAUUAAUAUUCAGCCCCAGCCCAAGCUAUCGGGGUAAUUGA
Messenger RNA from Knipowitschia caucasica, 432 nucleotides. Lineage: Eukaryota; Metazoa; Chordata; Actinopteri; Gobiiformes; Gobiidae. The record is from the annotation of a GenBank genome assembly.